Molecule: messenger RNA, 6277 nt
Organism: Ylistrum balloti
Lineage: Eukaryota; Metazoa; Mollusca; Bivalvia; Pectinida; Pectinidae
Product: zinc finger CCCH domain-containing protein 10-like
Exons: 3
Coding region: 607-1827 (406 amino acids)
Molecular function (GO): metal ion binding
Source: RefSeq, a predicted model, not a curated record
GUGCAGGAGCAGGUCACACCAGCUAGAGACAGUGUUAGGUAAACAGUGUGUGUCACUCUCCUACAGCAACACUGUUGUACCCUCAAAUCACAUACGAUGAUCACCUGUACAUCAGUCCAGGCUUAUCUCAAAUCAUGAAUGGUUGUUGUAUAAAACUUUGGAUAAUUCUCAGUAAUUUGGACAGUGAAAGGAACUUUGAUUGCGCAGAUCUGAGGUAUAGAUAGACAGAAGUCCAGCGCGCCAGAGAGAUGCUACGCUUGUCAGUGACAUAAUACACGAUGCUGUGACAUAGUACUCAAUUUUGUGUUGUUUAAGUGCCUUUUGCUGUCAUUUCUGCGAAAAAAAUGCUGUGUUACGAAACUUUUUCAUCUACUACAGGAUUCUUACCAUUUUGAUGAAAAAAAAAAAAAAUUUGCGAAAUUCGAAAUUCUUAAUCAUUAUCGCUUGUGCUUAUAGAUGCGACUACAUGCGUAGACACAUGGGAACUCAGUAAGGAGUCGCGAGCUUUGAUUUGUGUAUACUUUUUAUCCCUUUGGAUAAUUUUCUAUUUCUGAUCUUGUGUUUUGAAAUUCAAAAGGAAUAUUGUGAUCAAUUAAAACUGUUUGAAUGCAUAACCUGGAUUGCAAGAUGUCUGAUAACAGCGAAAGUGGAAGUGAAUCUAGUGUGAAAUUUGGUAAACAGAAUGGUAAUGAUGAUGAUAUAUGUCGGGAUUACUUACGGAAUGUUUGUAAGCGUGGUAAGCGUUGUAAGUACCGCCACCCACACUCUGAGGAUCAAUCCUCACGUGAACGGAAGUACGACUACACAUUUUGUCAUGACUAUCAAAACACUGGCUGCCACCGCCCAAACUGUAAAUUCCUACAUUGUUCCCGUGAAGAGGAGGAACAUUAUAAACAGACUGGCCAACUACCUGUACGGCUUCAACAAGCUGCUGCUCUUGGUGUCGGGGUUACCCCUAGCAACGACAUGCCCCUCCUAAAGGGUGAAAUCCCUAUUUGUAAAGACUACCUUAAAAUGAACUGUAAACGUGGCAUAAAGUGUAAAUUCAGGCAUCUGACAGCCACUGAAUACGAAUUUGAGUUACGUAAGUCCGACCAGAGGAACAACAAUUCACAGAAUUAUGAUCCUUAUGAGGAAGACUUUGAGCGGUUUGAGAGUUUUGAGUAUUGUCAUGGUAGUAGUGGUGUAAAGCGGAGAAGGACAGAUAGGGACGUAGAUGGAUUCAGCAGUAACUUUGUAGAAAAUCGUUAUUCUCCUUCCCGUCCCCUCAGCUACCAGCUUCUAGAAGACGAGAAUUCAGUAUUACGUAGAAAAGUGGAUGAACUUAAAAAACAGGUAGCUGAUUUGACAGCUACUAACGAAGUGCUUCUUGAGCAGAACGCUCGAUAUCGUGUUAGUCGGACAUCUUUAGGGACCAGCCAUGUUGCUGCUCCACAAUCUCUGAACCACCUAGCAAACAGUCUUGCACAACAGAUUGCUCUCAACUCCGAACUGGCUUCCCAGCAUGCAUUGCAGCAGCGUCUGGCGCGGGAGCUAGCGCCGGUGUCGGCAGCAGCUCAGGGGAGUUUAAACCAACCAACAGUGACAAUGAACCCCGGGUCUAUAGUUCCGGUAUCUCUUCCGCAGAACAAUCUGACGGGUGUAACCCUGGCCCCCGUGUCCAUCCAGCAGACGCUGCCCCCGCCUGUCAGUAUGACUCAGGCCCUGCCACCGCCCGUCAGUCUCACACAGAGUCUACCCCAAAACAUGCAGGCUGCCACUACCACCCUUGUGUCCUACCCUAUUGUCUCACAGAAUCUCCGCACUGUCAGUAGUUUGGCCCACUGACAACACAGCGCCACCUAGCUAAGGUUUACAACUACCGAGUGUCAGGUUCGGGUCUUGCUGAUGGGUGUCCGAUGGAUAACCAACCCCAUGGGCUGAACAACAGCUGCCAGGGGAAGCCACUGGGUAGGACAUAGCUAAACUGUCCAAGAAUGCUACCAAAAUAAUGGCAAAACUCUCUCUGCAGUCAUCAAGUCCAUUUAAGGAGAGUUGAAAGAUAUAUCUUGUGUCUUACAGUGGCAAACCAAGCUUCUAGAGGAUACAGAUGAGGAAGAGAUUCUGAUGAUUGAGAGGAUAUAAACAAGCCCAGGAAGAGAUUCAAUCAGUGAUACAUCAAUGUCUCUAUGUGCUUUGUGGAAAGUUGAAAUCAAAAACUACUCUGAAUUAAAACAUUGUUGUUACCCAGAGAGAAGAACCAUGUGUGGUUAGCAACAAGUGAAUGAAGAAAUUCUGUUGUAGUAACUGUAUGUGGUGACAUGUAUAGAGGUGUGGUAUUGUGGCACAACAGAACUCAGGUCCAUAUUUGGUGAGGUGUAUUGUCCAAUCAAAUGGAAGAGAAAAAAUCUAUAACACUAACUGAUGUUGACUAAUCUAGGAAGGUCAAGUAUAACUUGUAACAUUAGUACAGGAAUUAGACAAGAUCUGAGUAUGUCAAACACCUGAUUUCUCAAGAAGUCAAGAGUAUUUUAUGGUCUAAGGGAGGUAACAACUGCCAGAGGGGUGAGCUGCCAAUCCAUACUUGUCAGUUCAGCAGCAAUUUAUAGCAACUUACAGCAAACUUACCUAAUGGUCAGUUUCUGGCCUUGUAGACAGUCAGUGUCUGAUCCAGUAGGCAGUUGUCAGUAUUUACCACUGUAAACAGUUGUCAGAGUCUACCACUGUUAACAGUUGUCAGGGUCUACCACUGAAAACAGUUGUCAGGGUCUACCACUGAAAACAGUUGUCAGAGUCUACCACUGUAAACAGUUGUCAGAGUCUACCACUGAAAACAGUUGUCAGGGUCUACCACUGUAAACAGUUGUCAGAGUCUACCACUGUAAACAGUUGUCAGUAUUUAUCACAGUAAACAGUUGUCAGAGUCUAACACUGUAAACAGUUGUCAGUAUUUAUCACUGUAAACAGUUGUCAGUAUUUACCACUGUAAUGUCCAUUUCAGGUCCUGUAAACAGUUAUAAUUAUGUAAAUGGAGGAAAUUUCUGUACAGAAGUCAGUCUCUCCCACAGGAUUCAGACCUUUCUGUACAGUUGUCAGUCUCUCUCACAGGGUUCAGACCUUUCUGUACAGUAGUCAAUCUCUCUCACAAAAUUCAGACCUUUCUGUACAGUAGUCAGCCUCUCUCACAGGAUUCAGACCUUUCUGUACAGUAGUCAAUCUCUCACAGAAUUCAGACCUUUCUGUACAGUAGUCAGUGACGAAAAACAUCAAACCCUUGAGUGAUACAUCAGAUUGUCCUGUGGAUGCUAAGGUACAUUGUGUGAUGUCAUUUGAUUUUAUAUUCACAAAGCAGGUCCUCACAUGAUGACAUAUAUUUGGUCUUUCAAUUUGCAGUUGAUGACCAGUCAUCUUGCUUUCUCAGUUAAAUAUUUGCCUGACCUAAUUACAUCGUGGCAGGUGAUUGGUUGUGCAGUGAUUGUUGUCUGUUUUCCUGGUGAAUGCUACUGCCCAGGAUGACAGAAAAAUGGUGAGCUGUUCGCUGGGUGGCCUCAAUUAAACAAAAACAUAUCGACUUUGUUUUCUGUUUAAAAAAUUUCAAAUUAUUUUUUAUUUUAAAAUUCCCAAUUCUCCGUUCAAUUAUUUUAAUGAAUGCAUAUCCUUGUUAAUAUACAUAUUAUUGUACAGAGAUGUUACUGUUCCUUAAUAUUUAUCAUGGGUGCAUGUUUGGCCAAAAUGUUUCAUUUAAUACCCCAAUACUUAGAUAAAUUUAACUGCUAUGUGGCUUGAUUUCUCUCUUAUAGUGCUAUAACCAGUAUGUUAAACUUUUGGAACAUCAAAUCUGAUUUAGUACAAUUCUUUAGUGAGAAAAAUCAAAUAAAUUCACAACAAUAUUUAGGAUAUAUGUAGGUUAUCAAUUACUGAUAUAUAAAUGAGCCUAGUGACUAAUUUAGACAACAUUAAUGUAACUGAGAGGCUAGUAUACUGUAUACUUUGACAUUUAAUUCCCAAUUUUAAAUGAUAUAAUACGAUGUGUCUGUUGAAUAAUGAAGAAGAUUGUUUUGUGAUUAAUGGAAGGUGUGACCUUGUAUAUUAUAGGUAUUGAUUAUGAAGGAUUAUAGAGAGAAAAACGGGGUGGAGUUUAAUGUGCUGGUUAGGUCAGAAACAGCAGAAUGAAAGGUUAAUUUAGUUAAGGAUAUUGAUGAAAAGGAGGAUUUUGUAUAAAGCUGUCAACAGGGAUUUGAAAAAUACUUCUUAUAUAAUGAGACAAAAAGAACAAGGAGUGGUUCAUUAUGUUAAGUAAGUUGAAAGAAGAUUUGGACUAGCUUGUAUAUGGCUUAUACUAAAUGAUGUAUUGAAUGAAAUGAAAUAGGGAAGGGUGUCUUAUUUUGGCCGACAAAUAAUGAAUUGAAGGACGAUGGGUCUUGAAAUUAAAGAACAGGAUAUGAAAUAUAGAGAGGAACAGAAAUUAUAUAGCAGAAUAACAUUGAUAUUUAAAAAUAGUCUUUGUACAGUGUACAUAGCUUCCAAAAGUGAUCACAGGAGAGAGUGGGAGGGGUCUAAUACAAAUAUAGGUGAUUAAGAUAAUGCAAGUAGGCGAUAGUAAUUAUCUUAGCUAUUCAUAACUAAACAUUUCAAAACAUUACACUACUGUGAAAGGGUCCUUAUAUGGUAAUUGUACAUUAUUGUGGGAGGGUCCUUAUAUGGUGAUUGUACAUUAUUGUGGGAGGGUCCUUGUAUGGUAAGUGUACAUUAUUAUAGGAGGGUCCUUAUAUGGUAUUGUACAUUAUUGUGGGAGGGUCCUUAUAUGGUAUUGUACAUUAUUGUGGGAGGGUCCUUAUAUGGUGAUUGUACAUUAUUGUGGGAGGGUCCUUGUAUGGUAAGUGUACAUUAUUGUAGGAGGGUCCUUAUAUGGUAAUUGUACAUUAUUGUGGGAGGGUCCUUACAUGGUGAUUGUACAUUAUUGUGGGAGGGUCCUUGUAUGGUUAGUGUACAUUAUUGUAUGAGGGUCCUUGUAUGGUAAUUAUACAUUAUUUUGGGAGAAAUCCUUGUAUGGUAAUUGUACAUUAUUGUGGGAGUGUCCUUAUAUGGUGAUUGUACAUUAUUGCAGGAGGGUCCUUGUAUGGUAAUUGUACAUUAUUGUAGGAGGGUCCUUUUGUAGUAAUUGUACAUUAUUGUGGGAGGGUCCUUGUAUGGUAAUUGUAAAUUAUUAUGGGAGGGUCUUUAUAUGGUAAUUAUACAUUAUAGGUUCCUGUAAUAGUAAUUCCUUAUUACUGUGGGAGGAUCCUUGUAUUUGUAUGGUAAUUCCUUAUUACUGUGGGAGGGUCCUUGUAUGGUAAUUGUACAUUAUUGUGGGAGGGUCCUUAUAUGGUAAUUGUAAAUUAUUAUGGGAGGGUCCUUAUAUGGUUAUUGUACAUUAUUGUGGGAGGGUCCUUGUAUGGUAAUUGUAAAUUAUUAUGGGAGGGUCCUUAUAUGGUAAUUAUACAUUAUAGGUUCCUUUAAUAGUAAUUCCUUAUUACUGUGGGAGGAUCCUUGUAUUUGUAUGGUAAUUCCUUAUUACUGUGGGAGGGUCCUUGUAUGGUAAUUGUACAUUAUUGUGGGAGGGUCCUUAUAUGGUAAUUGUAAAUUAUUAUGGGAGGGUCCUUAUAUGGUUAUUGUACAUUAUUGUGGGAGGGUCCUUAUAUGGUAAUUGUACAUUAUUGUUGGAGGGUCCUUAUAUGGUAAUUGUACAUUAUUGUGGGAGGGUCCUUAUAUGGUUAUUGCACAUUAUUGUGGGAGGGUCCUUAUAUGGUAAGUGUACAUUAUUGUGGGAGGGUCCUUAUAUGGUAAUUAUGGAUAUCAGUAAAGAUUUACAUUUUAAUUUUGAUAGUUGUGACUUAGAAAAUAGAUUAUUUGUCAGAAAGAACCAAAACUAGUGUUUAGUCUGUUGAAGAAUUGUUAAGUAAACUACCAGUUGUUCUUAUUUAAAUGUCUUCUUUGACAGGAUUAAUUACUUGGGUGCCAUAUUUUAUGAAUUUAUACAAGAAACAUGUAUAAUUAACAUGAUUUGAUAACAUCAAAACUGAGUGUGUAUGGGUGAGGUGUGUUGAUAAAUGAGAAUUUCUGAAUAUUUCGUGUGUACACAUGACUUGAUGACUUUUGCAGUAUAUGUGUAAAUUUAUCUGUUUGGGUUACAGAACUUUUCAUUAUGCAAGCAUGAUAACAAGUUUUCAGGCUUGAUACCUACUGAGAAACAGUUGUGUAAUGUUAUCAUUUGAAUGGUUUUAUUUUAGAAUGAGAGAAUAAAAUAUGACAAUUUUGA